Molecule: messenger RNA, 10318 nt
Organism: Drosophila nasuta
Lineage: Eukaryota; Metazoa; Arthropoda; Insecta; Diptera; Drosophilidae
Gene: nonC
Product: serine/threonine-protein kinase Smg1
Exons: 9
Coding region: 211-9981 (3256 amino acids)
Biological process (GO): TOR signaling; negative regulation of macroautophagy; phosphorylation
Cellular component (GO): TORC2 complex; TORC1 complex; cytoplasm
Molecular function (GO): protein serine/threonine kinase activity; protein binding
Source: RefSeq, a predicted model, not a curated record
AAUUGUACUUGAGUUCUCAUGAAUUUCGAGAAAAUCGAAAAUUGCGCGCAUUUGCCUCGCUGGUAUAUUUGUGCAUGUGAAAUGAUAUAUUUUGAAACUGAAGUUGUGGUCACGCUGGAUUCGACAUCUAUGUGAGCUGCUGCUUGCAGAACGUGAAAGCACUAAAAACAACAAAAACAAAACUAUUUUGGUGGUGGCGCAAAAGUAUAUAUGAUCACCAGUCGCGGUGCCGAUUCAAUGAAAAGGGUCGCCAUACCGCUGGACAACUAUAAUGAUGCCGAAGAAGAUGCAGUGCUAAGCCAAAUGUGUAUUGGCCGUACAGCCAACAACAACAACAAUAACAACAAAAACAGCAGUAGGAAUUGCAAUCAUGGCUAUGGUAACUCGACAGCAACAGCAGCAACAACAACAACACCGUCACUGUGGUCGAAAGCACACGAUAUGCAGCACCAACAAUCAGCAUCAACCGCAGCAGCAACAGCAGCAGCCUCCUCCAAUGGGAAUCCCGCGCUGCGCAAUCUAAACAAUGAUAUGACAAAGGGCAUUCAACGCAGGUCGCAUCAAUGCAAGAUGCAAUUCACGGCCAGCGAUCGCGAUGCCAAGCUGCCCAACGAUGAUAUGCGCAUGUCCAAAAUCAUGCGGCGACUGCACAACGAGACGAGUCCAGCUGCCGCCCUCGAACUCUGUGCCAAACUGGAUAUGGCUGUGCGCACACCCCUCAACAUGGGCUACUUGACACGCUCCUUUGAUGCCAUACUCGAUGGCAUGCUGUCGGUGCUCAAGCAGUGUCCGGCGCCUGUGCUCGAGGAGUGCAGCAAGACGCUGGGCUUGAUUGGGUUCAUCAAUCGCAUGGCGUAUCCCAGCUACGAGGAGUUCAUCGUGAAGAAUUAUCGUGCCCAUAAACGAUUGCAGAAGUAUCUAAUUGUUGCGCUGCGCACGACUCUGAGCUGCGACACCAAAUGCGAUCUGCACAUUUAUGCGGAGCAGAUUAUGCUGAUGCUCAAGGAUUUCCUCGAAGGCGCUGAAAGCGUCGACAGCUUCAUGGCGGUCAGCUCAUGCAUUGUGGAAUUCUCGCACAUCUAUCGCGAUGUUUUCGAGCGUCAUUUCACCGAUGUCGUGGACAUCAUCAUUGGCUGGCAAUUGGAGCUCGGUCAGCCGAAGCAUUUAAAGUCGCAUUGCGCUCAUGUGCUUGAGCAAUUGACACCGUAUUUCAGCAAGCAAUUGGACUUUAGCUACGGUCUGCUAACACAGUUCAUUGAGGACAUCACAACGCUGGAGGCGAGCGAGAGGACAGGCGAACGCAUUGGCGCCUUUGUGCGCUCCUUCAACUCGCUGCUCAAGUGCCUAACGCGCAUGCACAUCACCUGCGAGGCUGUUGUCCUCGACGCUCAGUCGCAUCUGAUGCAGCUGCUGCCGGAAGUGUUGGAAGCGAAGGAAAGCCAAAGCGAUGCGUUGCUCAACAUGAACGAGUUCUUUUGCAUUUGCCUGCUCAAUGGCUAUGCCACGGGCGAUGUCAGCGCCCUGACGCAAGUGAUACGCCUGGAGUUCGAGCAUGUGCAGCAACUGCCGCAGCCGGAACAACUCAGCUGCUUGUAUUUAUUGCUGUGUGCGGUGCGCAAGUUACGCGCUCGCCUGCCUGCUGAGCUGGUGCAGCUGAUCUUUCAAUCGCACUGCGAAUUCUUUGCCAGCAUACGACUGCAGAGCUCUGGAGCGGCACACAAACUGCUGUUGCGCACGUGCCAGGAGACGCUGUUGAUUAGGAACGUGCCGUUGCUGCAGCAGGCUUACAAACAGCUCGUCCACGAUAUUGACAACUGUGUGCGGCAACUGGCCAACGACAACGAGGAGAAGGAGAAGGAGAAGGUGGAGGAGGAGGAUUCCCAGCAGCGCGAACAUGUUAUCGAGCAAGCGGGUCGCCUGCUCAUCUUUCAUUUAUCGGCGCUAGCCGCGCUGGCCAAGCAAACGUCCUCCAUCAUUGGCAUGUAUGCGUGCAAGCCGUCGAUACUCGAGCUGCUGAUCAGCAAUUGUCGCGCCGCCGAACUCCAGCUGUGGUCCCAGCAUGCGGCCACGCAUCAUGCGCUGCUCGGCUUGCUUGUGGUCCACUGUCAAGCGAAUCACAAUUUUCGCAACAACUCGAGUCUGCUGCGCGAACAGGAGAACAACAACAGCGAAUCGCCAACGGCGCACAGCUUCGGUCACAUUCUGAAGUUCCUCGCUCAAACGCUAAUGCAAGCGGCCGCAUUGUCGCUGCUCAAUCUGCAGUUGCUGCUCAACUGGACCAAAUCGCUGUUGCACGAAUGCAGCGGCCGCUGUUCGUUGUUGCUGCAGCAUGCGGAUUUUCGCGGCAUCUGCGAAUGCAUUGCGGUCAUGGCUGCAAAGUGUGCGCCGCUCGAGAGUGCCGCCUGCAUGCAAGUGGUGUUGGGCUAUGGCAGCGACCAGUUGAGUCCGCGACUGUUGCAGCUGUAUCGUGAGACGGCGCUGCAGCAGCUGCAAUCGUUGUGCCCCCAAGCGCAUGCGGCUUUCGCGCAGAUCUACGCCCAGCUACCGCUGAGCUUGAGCAUCGCGCGACGUCCGACGCUGGGCAUUGGCUGCAGUCCGGUCUGUGUGUGGCAGCAGCGUUUGACCGUUUGCAGCGCUGUGCGCGACAAUGUCUUCAGGGAUUUUGUGGCCCAACUGCAGGCGCCGCAGCAUCAAUUGUUUGCGGAGACGUUGCGUGGACUCUUCACACGCAGCUGGCAGGUGACCGCACUCGAUGAGCGACAGGAGAAGUUGUCGCUGUGCACGCGGGAGAAGUUGUCACAGUGCACGCGACGUUGCCAACGGUUGACUGCCGCCUGGUUGCAGUACGAGGCGGCUCGCUAUUGUGUCGAUCAAAAGCUGCGGACGACUCUCGGCAAGCCGCAGGACACAUUUCUGGCCUUCGAGGCGAUUGUCAUGCGCUAUGCGCGUCUCUUGAGCGGUUGCGCAAAGGAAGCCGAACGUCUCGCUCAAGACGAACUGUCGCUGGAGCAACUGAGCAAUACACGUGCCAAUCUGAAUAUGCUUCUCGGAUUUCUCGAUGCGCUGGAGAAGCUCAUCUACAAUGCGGCCGAGGGCAGCGCGUUUGCAUUGCGGCAGCCGGAGAAACCAGUGAGCGCAUUCUUUCGCCUCAACAAUCCGACGUGUCAGUCGUGGUUCAAUCGCAUUCGCAUCGGCGUCGUCAUCAUUGCCAUGCACAGCCAACAGCCGGAGCUCGUCAUACGCUACGCCCAGCAAAUACUGCAGACUCAAAAGGCACAGGACUGCAGCUACAGUCAGGCGAUUGUCUAUCUGGCCUGGGCCUUCCUCAGGUGCCGCGAAGCGGACUCGCUGCGUGGCCUAAACAUCUGGGCGCGCGCCAAGAGUGACAAAUGCUAUCAGUGGCUGCAGCAUGCCGCCGAACAGGCAGCCGGACGCAAGGAAGCGGCCAUCGCGGGCUAUCGCAGUGUGCUCGCCGUUGAGGAGCUGCACGCAGAACUCGAGCCGCACACGCGACAAUUUGUGCAGGCGCAGCUGAUCGAGUGUUUGCAGAGCACUGGUCAGUGGACGGCGCUGCUGGAGCUGCGCUCGCAAUUGAAGCGCAGCGAGGAGCAAUUGAAUCCAUUUCUGCAGAAGAGCAGCGUGCAGAUGAGCAGCCUGGAGCAGCUGCUGGCGAAGAGCACAGCGAGCAGCGACGAACUAAACGCAGCGCUGCACAAGCUGAGCCUCUGGAGUGAUGCGAAUGCGCAGACGGAGCACGCCAGCUUCUCGGCGUGCUAUGUGCACGAGAAGCUCGAGAAUCUGCUGCUGCAGCAGGCGAUGCUACAAACGCAGUUCACCACCCCAAUGCAACAGCUGUUGGACAUGAAUUGGCGCGAGUCGUUGCUCAACUCCAGCUGCGAUCAGCAGCAAUGGCAACAGCUCACGCUGCUCAAGCACAUUGCACAGCAGCUGAGGAGCGUCCAGUCGGAGCAAUCGCAACUCUGUCUGCUGCCGCGCAGCUUGAAUCGGGAGAGCAAGGACAACAGCAAGGAUUGCGGCAUGAUCAGAAGCAGUUUGCUGGUGCGCUGCGUCGCCUGGACGCAGCUGUUGAGGCGUCACUGCAGCCUCGAGAGUCUUGGGGAGUUGUACUUGGACACGGCGUCGCUGGCACGCGAGGAGGGCAAUCAGCAGACGUGCCAGGCCAUGCUGGAGCUGUACUUUGGCCAGCCGCUGAAGCAGAUGGCGCGCCAGCUGAUCGAGCAGCGACACGAACUCGACACGACGACGAGCGGCGUGCAAUUGCUGCGCGGCUACAGCGAGCUAACCAAGUGUCUGCAUCUGCAGCAACAGCACCAGCUGCAGUGCAGCGAACUGAGCUCCAUCAAUGUGUGCGCCGCCCUCUGUUUGGCCAUCCAAAAGCAACCCACAUCGGGCAGCAUUGGAGCCGAGCUGUUGCUCACUCUCUCCGACUGGAUAACGGCGCGCAGCUGCAGCGGAUUGGCCACCAAUUUAUCACCCACGCUGCAACAGCUGCUGGAGCAACUGCCCGAGUGUCCGCUCACCGGCAGCAGCAGCCAGCAGACACAACAACCGAUGAGUUUGCCGCAUGGCGAACGUCUUGUGGCGCGUCUACUGAAUGCGAGCUUGCAACAGCAGCCGGACAGCGAGGAGGCGUUGAUUGCGUAUGGCAAUUGGUGCUAUCGAUGGGGCAAAAAGAUUGUCGACAGCGGAUCUGUGCUCACCCAGGCGGAUAUCCAAGCGAUUGGUGAAGCUCUCGGUGGCAAGAUGCCCGCAAUGGAUGGCGAACAGUUGCAGGAACUGUUGCAGGCCCUGCGCCUGGAACACCAACAGGAGGUCGCAAGCGAUGUGGAGUUGCCGCCGCUGGCGGACGCUCAAUGCGAACAGCGUUUGCGACGUCUCAGCCUGUUGGCCGACAAGCCAGCGAGCGUGCUGGAGGCGAUAAUGCGCAUCUGGCGACGCGCCAUCGCCAAUACCUUUGACUACUACAAGCAGGCGGCGCGUGCGUACUUCCAUUACCUCAGCCUCAAGGCGGGCGACGAGCAGCAGCAGCAGCUGGCGAACGGACAACGUUUCCAUGUGGACGACAGCAAUAUGGUGACAACGACGCUGCGACUCUUGCGUCUCAUUGUGAAGCAUGCGAGCGGCUUGCAAGACGUCCUCGAGCAGGGACUGAAAACGACCCCGAUUGGUCCCUGGAAGGUGAUAAUACCGCAGCUCUUCAGUCGCCUCAAUCACCACGAACCGUAUGUGCGCAAGAGUGUCUGUGCGCUGUUGUGUCGCCUCGCCGAGAGUUGCCCCCAACUGGUCACGUUUCCCGCUGUGGUCGGUGCCAAUCGAGAGCUGCAGGCGAAACCCCUGAACGCGGACGCCCCGAUGGCCACGGAGAUCACAUCGAUCAUGGCGGACAACAGCAGCUGUUGCGCCUGUCUGCUGGGCGCGCUGUCCAAGCAGGCGCCCGAGGUGGUGCAGCAUGUGCAGCUGCUGGUGCGCGAAUUGCGUCGCGUCUGUCUGCUGUGGGAUGAGUAUUGGAUCCAUUCGUUGGCGCACAUCUACAACACCUAUGUGGGACGCGUGACGGCGUUGGCCAGCGAAUUUAAGCCCGACGAUCAUGAGGGUAAACAGAACCGUUUCAAUAGCUGGCGACCACAGUUGCUCAACGAUCUGGAGGCCCUGAUGGCGUUCACGGCACGCGACGCUGAAACGAGCUACGAGCGCAGCUUCAAGCGACGUUUCGAUGCACCCAUCGCGGCGACGCUCGAAGCUCUGCGUCAUCGGCCGUAUCCGGAGGCGUGGGAUAAACUUAAGCAGCUGUAUCAUGUGCUGCAGCUGAAUAUGCUGCGCGGCACGAGCAACAUGCUCAAGAUGCAGACCAUCAGUCCGGUGCUCUGCGACAUUGGACGCAUGCGCAUCUCGAUGCCGGGUCUGGAUGCGCACGAUGAGCAGCAGCCGGUGUACAUUGAGAGCGUGGAGAGUACCAUCUGCAUACUGCCGACGAAAACGAAGCCGAAGAAGGUCGCCUUUUAUGGCAACAACGGGCAGAAGUACACGUUCCUCUUUAAGGGGCUGGAGGAUCUGCAUCUCGACGAGCGCAUCAUGCAAUUCCUGUCCAUAUCCAAUGCCAUUAUGGCCAGCAAAAAUGACACGCCCAACAGCUGUUAUCGCGCCCAUCAUUACUCCGUCAUACCGCUGGGACCGCAGUCGGGUCUGAUCAGUUGGGUCGAUGGUAUGACGCCGCUCUUUGCGCUGUACAAGAAGUGGCAACAACGCCAGCCACAAACGGCAACGGCUGCCUCGUCACGACGCCUCACCGACCUCUUCUACAACAAGUUGUCGCCGCUGCUGGCCAAGCACAAUAUGCUCGUCACAGAUCCGCGACGUCAAUGGCCAUUGUCCGCAUUGCGUCAAGUGCUGGCUGAACUCAUGCAGGAGACGCCAGCGGAUUUGCUGGCCCGGGAGUUGUGGUGUCAGGCGGGAAGCUCCGCGGAGUGGCGUCAAUCGGUGCGUCGCUAUACCACGUGCAUGGCUGUAAUGUCGGUGAUUGGCUAUGUCAUUGGCUUGGGCGAUCGUCAUCUGGACAAUGUGCUCAUCAAUCUGAACAGCGGCGAUCUCGUCCACAUCGAUUACAAUGUCUGCUUUGAGAAGGGACGCACCUUGCGCAUACCGGAGCGGGUGCCCUUCCGCCUUACCCAGAAUAUGGUGAACGCCUUGGGCAUCACUGGAGUUGAGGGCGCCUUCCGUCUUGGCUGCGAAUAUGUGCUCAAAGUGAUGCGUAAGGAGCGUGAAACGUUGCUCACACUUCUGGAGGCCUUCGUCUAUGAUCCUCUAGUCGAUUGGACUGUCAACGAUGAGGCGAACGCCAUGCGACGUGCCAUCAAUGCCAAACCAUGUGCUUCCGUUUCCACCUCUGCCGUUGGCGGCAAUGAGAUGAAGUGCCUCAAGAAGGAUAAAUCGAAGAACAAACUCCACGAUUGGGAUGCCAAACGACGACACUUUGUCGGAAAACUGAAGCAGUGCCAAAAGUUUUGGUCCAAAUACAAACCUGAAAUGCUGGAGCAUCACGCUGUGAUCGUGGAGGAGAUUGAGCAGCUGCAGCAGAGUCAGAGCCAUCGCCUGGCCACCGAGCAGGAGCUGGUGCAGUUGAAUCGCCGCAGUGCACUGAUCGCCGAGAUCAAGGCCCUGGGCUCAGCGAUGUCCAGUCACAGCUUCAACACGGCAUCGACACGCUACGCCUGCAAGCGCUGUCACACCGAGACGCUGGCGAAGCAGGCGACGUUGCGUCAGCCCGACUACGAGAUGGUGCAACAGAUACUGCAACAUUACGAGCAGUGUUUGCAGCAACAGCAACUCGGCGAGUUCAAUGUGCGGCUGAUACAAUUCAAGCUCGAGGGCAGCAGUCGGCACAGCGAAUACCUGACGCUCCUCGACGUGGUUCAGUUGCACUUACCGGCCAAGAUACUCAGUGGCUACGAUGCGGUGCGCAAUCAGCUCGACGAGCAAUUCAGGCGGCACAACAAUCUGGGACUGCAGUGUGUGGAGCAUAUGCUGCAAUAUGCUGCCAUUAUGGCCUACUAUCCGGAGCAACGGCAUCGCGACAAUGUGUAUGUGCGAUUCCACGACACUUAUGCCGGUUAUCUGCAGCACGCGGACAUCAACGGCCUCCUCUCGAGCUCCGGCUGCAGCGGCAUCAGUGCGACAAACACGUUGAAUGCGGCCGAGACACUCGAGAAUGUGUGGAUGGAGUUGAAUUGCCAGCUGCAUCAGUUGACUCAACACUAUGCCAACGAACAGGCCGUGGCCCAAACGCAGACACCAUCGCAUACGCUGAUCGCUGCCCUGGGGCAGAGCAACUGCAGCGCAUCGCUGCUGAGUGCGGCACUCAUUCGCACCCUCGAAGGUGCCACAGCGGUGUUCAACGAGUACGAACAAACGGCGUUGGCCACACACGGCAUCGGCAUCGGGAGCAACAGCAACAGCAACAAUUUGGUGCAACAGCAACUGCAGUUCGUGCAACUCGUGCGCUCCAUGUGCCGAGUGGUGGUUGGGGCUGAACCUCCGGGACUGGAGCAGGCCAACGAUCAGCUCAGCGAUUUGGAGGCGGCCCUCAGCGCUGUCGUUCAGCUGCAGCAUUGCUUUGAGCACGAUCUGCCCACGAGCAUCUUUCGAUUGCUGCUGCUCAACUCGAACAUGGAUCAUCUGCAGACGUUGCUCCAUCUAAAUGCCGAGUCUUUGGCCGAACGCUACAAUCAACAGAUCGUGCAGGAACAACAGCCAACAACAACGUUGAGUGUGGAGCAACAGUUUCUCCUCUCGCUGCGUUCGGCUCAUGCGUGUUUCCAGCAGCUCGCUAGAGCUCUGGAGCGUAUUACACGCACCAUCAAACUCAUCGUGGACGAGUUGCAGGACGAGCAGACACAACAGUGCAUGGAGCUCAACAUACUGAAGAACGGCAGCACGUUGUGCGAGAGUCUCUUCUUCGACCUGGUGCUGCACACGCUGCGUGUGAGCAAGUGCUACGACGUUAGGGUGAUGGCACGUCCAGUGCUCGGUUUUGUGCAGCGCCUCGAGACGGAGUUCCUUGUGGGAUUGGUCUCGCCCAUAGCGUACGCUUAUUACACGAGCUGCACAGCGGGCAGCGGAGGAGCACGCUGCCAGGAUCUGUGCGACAACGAGGAUGUGAGUCAGCUGUGCGAUGGCAUCUUUGCGGCACUCCAGGCGGAGGCGACGCUGCGGCAGCAACAGAUCGACAUUGCGUUCCUCAACCAGAAGAUCGAGACACAAACGCUGAUUGCGUCCGCCUAUCAUUGGGCCUACGGUGAACUGCUCGAUGCUGAGAUGAAUUGCAGUCACAUCAUUAGCCGGCAAAAGCUGUGCGAAGCCAUCUACGAGAACUGGCAGACGCUGGAGCAGAGCUCGGCGUUGAUGCAUCUGUUGCAGUGUCAGUUGCAAUCACAGUUGGAUCAGCUGCAGCAACAGCGCAGCAACUGGAAUCGCAAUCACAUCGAUAGUUUGCUGCGCAACCAAAAGUUGCAGCAUCAACUGACCAACGAUCAACUGCAGCUAAUCUCGGAGCUGGGCAAGUGCGCUAGCGCUUUGUGCACCAUGGAACAGACUGGGAAAUUGACCAAGGAGCAGCAGAAGCAGAUGCUCCACAACAUGGAGCAAUGGCUGCAGGCCAACAGCAAGUGGCAGGUGAGCAACGCCCGCAUCAGCGCUGUCGAACAGGCCAUCGUUCAGCUGCUCGAUCCCGAGGGUCCCAUCGACAAGUGUUGGCUGGCGAAUGUGCAGGGACUGCUCGAGGAUUACACAUGCAAGGUGCAGCGGGACAUGCAGGAGCUGGAGUGCGAACAGCAGACGCGUCAUCGCUUCAUCUGCGCCAGUCUCAAGGAUAUGCAGCGCCAUCAGGAUAACAUGCCGCGCGUCUACUUGCGCAGCCUGUGCUCCGAGGAUGAUCAGCUGAUGCAGCCGCAGCAGCAACAGCAACAGCAGGCGGCGGGCAAACUAGUUCCACUCGAUGUGCAACUGCUGUCGGGCCAUGUGCGUGACGCUCAGCGCACGCUGAUGAACUUCUUCCAGCGGCUGCUCGAGCUGCGCAAGGAGCUGAGCAGCGAGCGUCGGGGUGUUUUGAAUGCCGAGACACUCGGCAAAUGGCGGACGCAGCUGCAGGAGAUUCAGACGAUGGCCAACGACGAGGUGGAUGAGUUCUUCCGCAGUGUCGAAGUGUUUCUGCAGCAUUCGGCCGAUGGCGAUUCGCUGCCCUACGAAACGUUUGCGCACAACAAAGGUGCUCCCAAUCUGCACGAGCAGAAGCGCAAUGCAUAUGGCGUCUCGGUGUGGAAGAAGAUACGCAUGAAGCUGGAGGGACGCGAUCCGGAUAGCAAUCAACGAUGCACGGUUACCGAGCAGGUCGACUACGUGAUACGCGAGGCAACCAAUCCGGACAAUCUGGCCGUGCUCUACGAGGGCUGGACGCCGUGGGUGUAAACCAGGCCACAACCCGCAGACAAGGUGCCAUCGAAAAGUGGCACAUUGGCAACCAGCAGCAGCAGCAACCAGCAACCUGCAACCAGCAAUGGCAACGCAAUUUGCACACACGCUGCAAAUUCGCAUUCUGCAAAUUCGCAAUUAUUAUUGGGGCUGAGACGAGUUACGAUGGAUCGCGACUGGCAGAACUUGGACCUUGGAGCCCGGAACUCUUGGUGUCCUGGUGCUGGCCGUGGGUAAUUGGAUUUGCAAAUCCAAAUUGCAAUCCUUCUGCCUGUAUUUCCAACUCCAACCGACCCCGACAAAAGCAUAAUUGAUGUAAAGAUGACGAAGAAGA